Metschnikowia bicuspidata var. bicuspidata NRRL YB-4993 is the source of this 702-nucleotide messenger RNA. RefSeq lists its product as uncharacterized. Bases 1 to 702 code for a protein of 233 amino acids. Gene Ontology annotation, cellular component: Swr1 complex. The transcript has a single exon. Gene Ontology annotation, biological process: chromatin remodeling. Lineage: Eukaryota; Fungi; Ascomycota; Pichiomycetes; Serinales; Metschnikowiaceae. The record is from RefSeq and is a predicted model, not a curated record. Gene Ontology annotation, molecular function: nucleosome binding.
AUGCUAGUAGAAGAGGUGCCCAAACAAGGCCCCACCAACUCCUCUACGGUGUACUUCUCGUCUCUGGUCAAUCUACAGGCCCGCUCGUCGGCAAAGUCUGCGGACGCCGGGGCCAGAGACGACGCCAGCCACCGCAACUCUAAAAGUAGGCCCAAAGUGAACUAUAAUCUCACCGAGUUGCUCAAUGCACAAACUCAGGCGAACUACAGCAACGGCACGGUCAGCAGUGGCGUGUACAAGUCGUCACAGCAGAUGCAGCUCGAGAAAAUCGUGUCGAAACGACUCGCGGAGUUGGGCAAAGAAACCCCCAACGAUAAUUUCGAGCUCCCCAAGACGUUUUCGUAUACCAGCAUACACAAGCAUUUGAGUGCCGCAGACAAAAAGAAGCUCCGUCUUGGAAACACGCCAUCCACAAAAAAGAUCUUGGCGGCACGCAGAAACCUCAACUCGUACUUCGAGGAGGAGAAAAACCUCAUUUCCAUCAACACCAUAUUGGGCGUGAACUUCUCGUUUGCAGAGCAGCGGAACGACGCGGACAGCGACGCCAAGCGCCUGAAAACAACUAGCGGCGCUUAUAAGCCCAAGCUCAAACUAUGCUGCAUCUGUGGCUCUUGCUCCAACUACAGUCGCUGUGGAAAUUGCGGGCUUUAUUCCUGUAGCGUACGCUGUCUCGGGCUCCACUAUGAGCUGAGAUGCACGUGA